CCGGGCCGGGAGCAGCACCGGAUCCCGCUCGUCCGCCAGCCACGCCCCCUCGCCCGGCGGCGUGAGUGGUGCUGCCCGGAUCCGCCCCUUGACGUUCUAGGGGCGUGGCCAUGGGCACGUGACGGGGAGUGACCUCGACGCCUGGCGCCAUGGGGGCUUCGGACCCGGAAGUGGCGCCUUGGGCUCCCGGCGGCGCCGCGGGGAUGGCGGGAGCCGGAGCUGGUGCAGGAGCUCGGGGCGGCGCGCCGGCGGGAGUCGAGGCCCGCGCUCGGGACCCGCCACCCGCGCACCGCGCGCACCCUCGCCAUCCUCGGCCGGCGGCUCAGCCGUCGGCGCGCAGGAUGGACGGCGGCGCGGGCGCCCCGGGCUCGGGGGACAACGCCCCGACCACCGAGGCGCUGUUUGUGGCUCUGGGCGCGGGCGUGACGGCUCUCAGCCACCCGCUGCUCUACGUGAAGCUGCUGAUCCAGGUGGGUCAUGAGCCGAUGCCCCCCACCCUCGGGACCAAUGUGCUGGGGAGGAAGGUCCUCUACCUGCCGAGCUUCUUCACCUAUGCCAAGUACAUUGUGCAGGUGGAUGGGAAGAUAGGGCUGUUCCGGGGCCUGAGCCCCCGCCUGAUGUCCAACGCCUUGUCCACUGUGACCCGAGGCAGCAUGAAGAAGGUUUUCCCUCCAGAUGAGAUGGAGCAGGUGUCCAACAAGGAUGACAUGAAGACUUCACUGAAGAAAGUUGUGAAGGAGACAUCCUAUGAGAUGAUGAUGCAGUGUGUAUCACGCAUGCUGGCCCAUCCCUUACACGUGAUCUCGAUGCGCUGCAUGGUACAGUUUGUGGGACGUGAGGCCAAGUACAGCGGUGUACUGAGUUCUAUCGGGAAGAUCUUCAAGGAGGAGGGGCUGCUGGGAUUCUUCGUCGGCUUAAUCCCUCACCUCCUGGGCGAUGUGGUUUUCUUGUGGGGCUGUAACCUGCUGGCCCACUUCAUCAAUGCCUACUUGGUGGACGACAGCGUGAGUGACACCCCAGGGGGGCUGGGAAACGACCAGAAUCCAGGUUCCCAGUUCAGCCAGGCCCUGGCCAUCCGGAGCUACACCAAGUUUGUGAUGGGGAUUGCAGUGAGCAUGCUGACCUACCCCUUCCUGCUCGUUGGAGAUCUCAUGGCGGUGAACAACUGUGGGCUGCAGGCUGGACUCCCUCCAUAUUCCCCUGUGUUCAAGUCCUGGAUCCACUGUUGGAGGUACCUGAGUGUGCAGGGCCAGCUGUUCCGCGGCUCUAGCCUGCUUUUCCGCCGGGUGUCAUCAGGGUCAUGCUUUGCCCUGGAGUAACCGAAGCCGCCCAACCAAACAUUUAUGGGGUCUUGGCCUACCCCUGGUGAGGACCCAUCAUCUCAGAUGCCCGAGGGUGACUCCAGCCCAGCCUGGCUUCAUGUCCUUAUUUGCCAUGUGUCUGUCCAGAUGUGGGCUGGUGGGGGUGGGUCACCUGGGACCUGGGGAAGCCUGGGGGAGCAGUGUUGGGGUGGCAUCCCCUUCCGGCCCAGAGGUACUUGAGUCCAUCUUGUACAUGGGCAGAGGAAGGCUGCAGAGGCAGAGGUCACUGGCAAGGCUUCCCUCCACCUCCAGCCAGCUCAUCCUGCUAAGCAGCCGGAAGUACCCCCUCCUGCUUUGUAAAUAGAGCACCAUCAUGCCUGGGCCUUGCUGAGGGCACGGUGUUCUGCCCUUGUUCCCAACACUACUUUUCUGAUACAAGGGUGGUGCCUUCUCCUGAUUAGGAAAUCAUGUGACUCCUCAGAAUCUCCCCCUCAUCCGCUUGUCUGUGAUGGUGUCACCAGGUGUGAGGGUUCAGUCACCUGUGCUGUGUGUGAAUACGGACAGGUCCCAUAGGCCAACACCUAGUCCUCCCCUCGUGGUAACAUAGACCCAUCUCCUUGAAUAAAUGUAUUGGUGGUGAUUUGGA
Molecule: messenger RNA, 1947 nt
Organism: Arvicanthis niloticus (Nile rat)
Lineage: Eukaryota; Metazoa; Chordata; Mammalia; Rodentia; Muridae
Gene: Mtch1
Product: mitochondrial carrier 1
Biological process (GO): positive regulation of apoptotic process
Cellular component (GO): mitochondrion; membrane
Source: RefSeq, a predicted model, not a curated record